UUCUUUAAUAUUCUCGUAUUUCAGUGCAUGACUGAAUUAAAUUUAGUUUAGUUUUCAAAGUGCACAUGCUUUGUGGGUAUCAGAACAACUUCAAUUUAAUCAACCAGGUUGAUUUACUCAGCAGAUAAGUAACUGCCUUAAAUGAUUCAUUUCUCUCUCUCUCUCUGUGCAACAAGGAAGCAGAUCAGCAACCAAAAAACUUCAGCAGCAACAAGAUAAAACAGGAUCUCCAACAAAGUGGCCCAAGCUUCAAAGUUGAGCUUCAUAUAUUUUGUAUAAAUAUACAUAGAAGUGGAAACUUAUGUCAUGAAGGAUGGUAGUGCACAGGAGAAGAAGGUUUCUUUCAAGGGCAGGGUUUACUGGUUGCUGCAUAUUAUGCUGCCUAAUUUUACUCAUAUUCAUAUCCUCGAUGUUUGAGUUCAAUGUAAUCAGUACUUCAGAAGAUAUGCCACGUGAGAAAUUGAAGACGAUGGCCAAAUGGGACCCAUCUUACAGGCAAGGUUCGCAAUUUCCUCUUAGCGGUCAAAUCAGUUGCGACCGAACUCAGUUGCGCUAUGAUCUCUGUUGGAUCAACGGCCGAACUGUAUUAGACCCCACAACCUCCGCAUUCUUCGUUGUUCGCUCUACCAAUUCUGCCCCUCCGUAUUUAGUGGAAACAAUCAAGCCUUAUCCACGAAAAUUCGAAGCUUUUAUCAUGGCCCAAAUAAAAGAACUCACUAUCACUUCCGGCCCAUUCGCUCCAUCAUGCCAAGUCCAACACACUGCUCCAGCUCUAGUAUUCAGUGCUGGCGGGUACACUGGAAACUUUUUCCAUGAUUUCAACGAUGGGUUCAUCCCCCUUUACAUCACCGUUAAUACAAUCUACCCCGAUCAAGACUUUGUGAUGGUUGUAUCAGAAGCUCCCGAUUGGUGGAUUAGCAAGUACGUUGAUUUGCUAAGCGCAUUCACGGCACACCCUAUUGUAACCCUUAAUGAUACGAGCACCCACUGUUUUCCUUCUGUCACUUUCGGUUUAAUAUCACAUGGCUUCAUGACUAUGAACCAGAGGUUGAUGCCCAACUCAAAGACAAUUACACAAUUUAGAGGUCUUCUAGAUAAAGCCUACAGCCAAAGCCUCACCUCCAAUGUUAAUAAUAAUCUUUCAGCUCCAAAAUCUAGACCUCGGCUCAUAAUAGCAAGUCGUAAUGGCAGCGCUGGACGUGUGAUUUUAAAUCAAGACGAAUUAAUUGAGAUGUCAAAAGAACUUGGUUUUGAUGUAAUUAUUUUUGAGCCUAAGGCUAACACAUCGUUGCAAGAAUCCUAUGUACUAGUUAAUUCGAGUCAUGCAAUGAUUGGGGUGCAUGGUGCAGCACUGACACAUUCGUUGUUUCUCCGGCCAGGUUCGGUGUUGGUGCAGGUGGUUCCGAUAGGGUUGGAGUGGGCUUCUGAUGCGUUUUUUGGAAGAGUAGGGAGAGGGUUGAAAUUGGAGUACGUGGAGUAUAAGAUUGGAGUUGAAGAGAGUAGCCUAGUGGGUACAUACGGGAGUGAUAGUUUGUUGUUGACAGACCCACACGGUAUUCAGGUUCAGGGGAAAGGAUGGCCUGGUGAUAUUAUGGACGUUUAUUUGAAGGAACAGAAUGUUAAGCUUGACAUGAAGAGGUUUAGAGAAUACUUGAAGCAAGCAUAUAAGAAGGCUAAGCAAUUCAUGGACAGGGAGGGUUAAGCAAAGCUUGAAACAAUAGUUCUUUUGAUAGAAUUUGUCGGGAUUGUGACCCGUACAAGAAUAAUCUGAUAGCCAUUAAUUAAGCUCCAUCUGUUGAUUGUCUGGGAGAGAAUUAGAACACCAGCAUAUGUUCUUAAAUGUUUUUA
Molecule: messenger RNA, 1848 nt
Organism: Ricinus communis (castor bean)
Lineage: Eukaryota; Viridiplantae; Streptophyta; Magnoliopsida; Malpighiales; Euphorbiaceae
Product: xylan glycosyltransferase MUCI21
Exons: 3
Coding region: 314-1702 (462 amino acids)
Molecular function (GO): glycosyltransferase activity
Source: RefSeq, a predicted model, not a curated record